Poeciliopsis prolifica (blackstripe livebearer) is the source of this 2328-nucleotide messenger RNA. RefSeq names its product cytochrome P450 2D17-like. The transcript is spliced from 12 exons. Gene Ontology annotation, molecular function: heme binding; oxidoreductase activity, acting on paired donors, with incorporation or reduction of molecular oxygen, reduced flavin or flavoprotein as one donor, and incorporation of one atom of oxygen; iron ion binding. Gene Ontology annotation, biological process: xenobiotic metabolic process. Bases 707 to 2191 code for a protein of 494 amino acids. NCBI's taxonomy places the organism in Eukaryota, Metazoa, Chordata, Actinopteri, Cyprinodontiformes, Poeciliidae. Gene Ontology annotation, cellular component: intracellular membrane-bounded organelle; cytoplasm. The record is from RefSeq and is a predicted model, not a curated record.
CAUUUCUCCAGCAGAAUCACAAAUCAGAUUCCACUAAACUAAAGAGACGAACUUGCCCAUCAGCCCCAGCAGAUGGCAGCAUUUUGCAUUUGGUAGAUAAAAAAAUGCAAAAUAUUAUUUGUAGUUUGUAUGGAUUCAGCAUAUAGCUGUGAAUUUGUCCCUCAAAAUCUAGUUCCCUUUUAUGAGCAACUUAGUGUUAGCACUGAGAAAAGCAGCAGUUUAAAACUCUUAAAAACAAAAAAAACACCGUAGGUUUUGUUUUUUAUGUAGUCAUGACUUUUAUUGAGUCAUGUGGCUCUUGUGCUCAAAAACAUGUUUAAAACAAAACAAUAAAACUUAAAGUAAGUGAACACAUACAAGGCAUUGCAAUUAUUGAGACAACUGCAAAUGUUUCUCUUUGAGCUGCAGCUAAAUGUUUUUCUAAAGUAACGGAGAUUUUUGUCAGGUUAACUUACUGAUAACUAAUACUAAAAAUUUUUUCAAAAGGAUUUUUUUAUGUGACCGUUUUGCCCAGAUGUACCAUGUUAGCUCUAAGAAAACACCCCCCAUAUAUGUCACUUCCUGUCGCUGUAAACAGUUCUCCAUUCAUAUUUGAUUUCCUAAAUACAAAGAAUCAAAGUACAGAAGCAAAGCACAGAGAGCUGAGCUGCUCCGUCAUAAGAACUCGAGCAGCUUUGCAGUUCAGUUUAAUCCAAUCUGAACCACCAUGAUUGUUUCACUGUUUUUGUUGGGGUUCUGUCUUUUCUUCAUUCUUCAACUCAAACCUCAGAGACCCAAGAACUUCCCUCCAGGGCCUCCCAGUCUGCCUGUACUGGGGAACCUGCUGCAUCUGAACUUACAGAACCCCUUAAAGGACUUUGAGAAGCUGAGGGAGUCGUAUGGAAAUGUCUACAGUCUGUUCAUUGGUUCAAAACCGGCUGUCGUCAUCAAUGGGUUUGAGUCCAUGAAGGAGGCGAUUGUUGUCAAAGCUGCAGAUUUUGCUGGAAGACCUCAAGACCUUUUUAUAAAUGAUGUCACCCAGAGAAAAGGUGUGGUUAUGGUCGAUUACGGCCCGAUGUGGAGGCAGCAUCGCCGCUUUGCUCUGAUGACCCUCAGGAACUUCGGUCUGGGGAAAAAGUCCAUGGAGGACAAAAUCCUUGAAGAAAUUCAACACACAGUUAAAACGCUGGAAAAGAACAGCGGUCAGACUCUGAGUCCUCAGGUCAUGUUUCAUAACGCCGCCUCCAACAUCAUCUGUCAGGUUCUCUUUGGGACACGCUAUGAGUACGAUGACGAGACAAUCAAGCUGAUUGUUCGCUGCUUUGCUGAGAUGACUAAAAUAGCCAAUGGACCUUGGGCCAUGCUGUACGACUCCAUCCCUUUAAUUCGCCACCUGCCGCUGCCCUUCAAUAAAGCCUUUGAAGACAUGGAGAUUUUUCUGAGUCAUGCCAGCUGUUUGGUGAACGAACACAAGAAAACCAGAGUCUCCGGAGAGCCUCGGGAUUUUGUUGACUGCUAUUUGGAUGAAUUGGAAAAUAAAAAUGAAGACUCCAUGUUUUCUGAGGAGCAGCUGAGAAGAAUCACUUUUGAUCUUUAUGUUGCUGGGACGGACACCACCUCCAACACCCUGCUGACCGGGUUUCUUUACCUCAUGAACUAUCCACACAUACAAGAGCGAUGUCAGCAGGAGAUAGACCAGGUUCUGGACGGGAAGGAUCGGGUCACUUUCGAGGACAGACUCAGCAUGCCUUAUAUGCAGGCUGUGAUCCAUGAAAUUCAAAGGAUUGCCAACACGGUUCCCCUCAGUGCUUUUCACUGCACGACUAAAGACACAGACCUUAUGGGUUACUCCAUUCCCAAGGGUACAAUGAUCAUCCAGAACCUGAUCUCAGUGCUGAGAGAAGAGGGACAGUGGAAAUUCCCUCAUGAGUUCAACCCUGAAAACUUCCUGAAUGAACAGGGAGAGUUUGUCAAACCUGAGGCCUUCAUGCCUUUCUCUGCAGAUGGUUGUUUUUGCGCCUCAGGUCCUCGGACGUGUCUCGGCGAAGGUUUGGCUCGUAUGGAGCUCUUCCUCAUCACGGUUACCCUGCUGAGGAAGUUUAACUUCAUCUGGCCGGAGGAGGCGGAAAAACCAGACUUCACUCCAGUCUUUGGAGUCACACUGACUCCUAAACCAUACACCAUGAAGGUCAAGCUGAGGUCAAAUCACUGAGGCUGUUUGUGUGAGCCACCAGAAACAGAUUGAAAGACUCCCUGGAAUCUGCAUAUGAGACCCAAGAACUUCCCACCCGGACCCCCCAGUCUGCCUGUUCUGGGGAACCUUUGGAACCUGAACAUAAAGAACCCCUU